AAUGUACGACUUUUCAAGAAUGUAAAAAUUAGUGGAUAGAAUGUAAAAACUAUAGCCUGCAAAGCCUCCUCCAGAUACAAGGUUUUUACCUGAAGAAUUAAAGAAGGAAAAGAUUAUUGAGGAUCCAAAUAAAAUAGAAAAAAAAGCUAAAAGAUAACUCCUCAUCAAAAAUUUAAAGGGCUCUGGUGGUUUGAAACCAGUUGAAGAUGAUAGAUUAUUGCUCAUCUAAAAGGAGAAUUACUUGAAGAAAAAGUAAAGGGAAUUAGAGAUGGAAUAAGUAAAAUAGGAAUUAGCAGAACAAAAAAAGUAAGAAAAGUAAAAAUUAGAAAUAGAAACUUAAAGAGCAUUAUAAGUUAUUAAAGGAAAAAAGGAGUAUAAAACACACAAUUUAUAUUAGGAUAUCAUAAGUAGAGAGAGAAGAAAAAAUUAAAAAGCAUAUUGAUAAUGAAUUCUUAAAAAGAAAAUAAAAAGUGAAUAAUUCAAUUUAGAUGUCUUCAAUUGAUGCAUCCUAUGUAUCCUAAAGUUAAAAUUUAAAUAAUUCUUAAAUAAAGAAAUAAAUAUUAGAUUAUCACACACUUCCUAAAGAGCAAUAUAAUCGCAUUUAUCGUUAACCAGCUGUAAGUCCCCCGAAAUGAA
Molecule: messenger RNA, 636 nt
Organism: Paramecium pentaurelia
Lineage: Eukaryota; Ciliophora; Oligohymenophorea; Peniculida; Parameciidae
Source: the annotation of a GenBank genome assembly